This is a messenger RNA of Papilio machaon (common yellow swallowtail), 4430 nucleotides long. Its product is annotated as protein furry-like. NCBI's taxonomy places the organism in Eukaryota, Metazoa, Arthropoda, Insecta, Lepidoptera, Papilionidae. The coding region runs from base 63 to 4430 and encodes 1455 amino acids. The record is from RefSeq and is a predicted model, not a curated record. The transcript is spliced from 25 exons. Gene Ontology annotation, biological process: cell morphogenesis; neuron projection development. Gene Ontology annotation, cellular component: site of polarized growth; cell cortex.
GUAAAUUUUACAGAAAAUAGAAAGUAAGCCUUAUAGCAGCAGUAACAACCCUGAAGAGAAACAUGAUAACAUUUGAUGUAUCUGACAUGAUGAAUGCUGCCCCCCCUGAUACUCAUACAGAAGAUGCAACUGGAAUGGAGGAAACUCCAUCAUCAAUGGUGUCGAGCGAGGCCGAGUCCGAAGGCAGUGUGAUAUCGGAACAAAGACCCCAUGACGGUGAAGCUCCGAUGCCCUUCAGCGCCGACACCAGUAUCUCAGACGCUCACGCCUCUCAGGACAGGUCCGCACCAACACUCACUGCCAACGACUGGAGAAAUGUCGGCAAUUCACUGGCAACAAUCAUAUCUACCAGAGGCUCAAUGCUACCAUGGGGUCCACACAAAGGCCCCAUUAUACCACCCACAGAUAUGGACCUACGUCCGGGAGAGUAUGUCAUGAGGCUUUUAUUUACCGAAUUCACAGUUCAAGCUGAGAGGAAAAUGGAAGCAGUGAUGGCUGAACCACUGGAGAAGCCUUUGAACAAAACUCUUCAACGUGGUGAAGAUCCACAACUGGACCAGAUUCUAUCAGCAUUUGGCACUGUCGCUGAGCACUGCCUACCUUCUUUACUUCGGGCCUUGUUUGGCUGGCUUGAACGUCAAAUGGCUGAUUCACCGCAGCUCAGUGAACAAGCAAAAAAGCCACAGCAUGAUUCACGUAACAAAAGCAGCAUAAUCUACAUAGUAGCGGGCAGUGGUGCCGGCACGGAGACGACUGAACGUAGCUGCGAGGAGUUGCAAGCGGAGAGACGAGAUCUUGCCGUAGAGUUCCUCUUCUGUCUUGCUCUGAUAGAAGUGUUACGUCAACUGCCCUUCCAUCCGGGACACGAAGAUCUAGUGCAUUACAUUGAAACACUGGCUUUCAAACGAUUCAAUUAUAAAGAAGGGCUCCAAUCGAACCCAAACGCGGCGAACGUACAUAUAAUUGCUGAUCUGUACGCUGAAGUGAUCGGCGUCCUGGCGCAGUCACGCUUCUCCUCCGUGCGCAAACGAUUCACAGCCGAACUCAAGGAUCUGAAGUCCCGCGAACCAUCACCGCAUUCGACACAAAGCAUAAUAUCUUUACUGAUGGGCAUGAAGUUCUUCCGAGUGAAGAUGGUGCCCAUUGAAGAAUUCGAGGCAUCAUUUCAAUUUCUGCAAGAAUGUGCCCAAUACUUCCUUGAGGUGAAGGAUAAAGAUAUAAGACAUGCGCUAGCUGGACUUUUUGUUGAGAUAUUAGUACCGGUGGCUGCGACGGUGAAAAACGAAGUGAAUGUCCCAUGCUUGAAGAACUUUGUCGAGAUGCUGUACAGUCACACUUUAGAUGCGAGCACAAAGUCUAAGCAUCGUUUGGCGUUGUUCCCUCUCGUCACCUGUCUACUCUGCGUCUCACAGAAGCAGUUCUUCUUAGCGAAUUGGCAUUGCUUUCUCGCCAUGUGUCUCUCACAUCUCAAGAAUAGGGAUCCGAAGAUGUGCAGAGUGGCACUAGAAGCACUAUACCGUCUGCUUUGGGUGUACAUGAUAAGAAUCAAGUGUGAGAGCAACUCGGCCACACAUUCCCGUCUGCAGAGCAUUGUCAACUCUCUGUUCCCGAAGGGUUCCAAAGGUGUGGUACCUCGGGACACUCCCUUGAAUAUAUUCGUCAAGAUCAUUCAGUUCAUAGCCCAGGAACGAUUAGAUUUCGCUAUGAGAGAAAUAGUAUUUGAUCUACUUAUGGUGGGAAGACCGAUCAAGAUAAUUAUGACACCUGAAAGAAUGUCAAUCGGUCUUCGAGCGUUUUUGGUCGUCGCUGAUAGCCUUCAACAGAAAGAAGGUGAACCACCAAUGCCACGGACCUCGGGCACUUUGCCAUCUGGUAACACUUUGAGAGUUAAAAAGACUUUUUUGAAUAAAAUGUUGACCGAUGAAACGGCAAGGUCUAUUGGUAUGAGUGCUUACUUUCCGUACGUCCGACGUGUGCUGGUGGAGAUAUUGAGAGCAUUGGAUGCCCACUACGGCAGGCCAUUGAUGUUGACAAAUACACAGAAUGUUACCAAAGAACAAGAAAUAAAUACGGGCGAGAGGAAGCCUAGGAUUGAUUUGUUCAGGACUUGUGUUGCUGCAAUCCCACGGCUUAUCCCCGAGGGUAUGAGUUCUAGUGAGCUGGUAGACUUGCUGUGCCGACUGACGGUGCACAUGGAUGAGGAACUCCGGGGUCUGUCCUUUCAGAGCCUCCAGACCCUGAUCGUUGACUUUCCGGAGUGGAGGCAGGACGUGCUCGCUGGCUUCACGCAGUUCCUCGCCAAGGAUGUACAGGAUACUACACCUCAGUUGGUUGAGAAUGGUCUACGUAUGCUGCUCCAGUUGAUAACAAGCUGGAAGAACGGAGAGCCUGUGGUGACCGUGCCCGCGACACCCAUAAAGCACGAGCCACUGGUGUCUGUGCUCAGAGGUGCGGAGGCUCUAGGUCUGGUCAUGCUGUGUCAAUGCAAGUCAUAUCCUAGGAGAUUGGCUGUACAUAUACUGAGGGAAAUAAAGUAUUUACUCGAUAAGCUACAACUAACACGUGAAGAGCCGGCUUUAAUCGACGCUGCGGACGCGCAUGUGCCGUAUUUUGCUGAAAAAUGUCUACCGCUGUUGCCUCCUGCUGAGAAGCAAGCGAUACUAGCCGCGGGUCAGCCGGACCUCGUGUGGAUAGCGGAGCGUAGCCACGCCGUAUGGACUGCCGGUAUACAACAUGAUGAUACAUCGACUAAGAACAGCUGGAGUUCCAGUUCUACUAACGGAGCUGAUCCCUGGGAGGUAAUUUUGUAUGGCCUAUUGGAGCGAAGUCGUGUCCCUUCUCGUUGUCCGGCCACCGUACUUCAGGCUUGGCCAAUACUGCACGCUAGAAUACAUGCACUCUACACCAUUAUAGAACCAGCACCAGUCAGUGAUAAUCGCGCAUCGUUGCUCUCACGCAGUCCCGCUUUACCCAGAAAACCUGAGAAAGAAAGGGAUGGAUAUAUGCAGGUGUGGAAGUAUUACAUGACAAUGGCAUACCUAGUUGUCCCGGCCGUGCCCAGUCCUGUCAUACGAUGUGCUAGUCCAGAUUUGAGUCUCAGCCACGCGGAGCCGGAGGGGUGGGUCGGGCCGGCCGCGCUGACCGGCUCCAGCGAGAGCCUCAACGCCACCGGCGGCUUCUUCACGCUGCCCCUCAGCUAUGCCCGAGCGCACAGGCAUCACAAGCGGACGAGUUCGUCGCCGGACUCGCUGAGCGAGCGCAGCGGGGGAGAGGCGCGGGGCGCGCACGCCGCACCUGCUUCGCUCCACAAGCUAGCCGCGCCGCUGGUGCGCUGCGAGGUGCCAGAAGUACGCGACGCCGCCGUUUCAGCCUGCGGACAUAUCAAUCCAGAUGCACUUAAGGAUUUGUUCGAGGAGCUCUUGCCCAUUUUGCGGGAAGCUGUUGAUCGCAAACAAGAGAAUAUGCGGCGGCGACGUCGCCGAGACGCGCUUCGCUUGCACCUUAACAAAAUGUUACUCAUUAUUGCGAGGCGGAAUACGUUUUCCAGCAGUACAUUUGCGUUGGAGAGCGGUGGUCUUCACUCCUCUAUAACUGAGUACCUGGACGGUGUGCGCCAGUGCCUGGAGGCGGAGACGGACAAGGACGCGGCCGCAGCGCGCGAGCAACGACUUACCUUCGCAGACUUUGUCACUGAACUUGUCAAGAGCUUCCCUAUCGAGAUGUACGGUACUCUGAUGAAGAAAGAAUUGUGCCGCGGUCUGUUCUCACUGUUCGCGAGCUGUUGCGGGCCGUUAGCGAAGCACCUCGGCACGCUGGUGACGCAGCCACCGGCGUCCCAGCCCCAGCCGCAGCAGGCUCACGACACAGAUGAUAGGCUCAAUCUAUCCGCACUCACGGCGAUGAGCGCGCUCGUGUGCUGCGGGCCGUGCUUCGCCCCGUCUGCGCUCGCUGAAGAUGGCGCCCUCUAUCCAUGGCUCAGUGAAAUGCUCUCUUCUACUAACGAUAAGAUUUACGAACUGGCUCGCGAGACAAUCGUGUUGCUUUUGGAACGCAACCCCGAUAUUGGACCGCUAUUGGACUGGACGGUAGACAAGUGCUUCACUGGAACACCGCGAGUUGCUGAUGGGUGCUUUAUGGCAUUGGCGACUAUAUUUAGUGCUAGAGAAUACCCUUGCGACCACUACACGGCCAUCAUCAACGUGACGUUAAUGUGCACCGGUUGUCCGCGGGCGCCGGUUCACGAGAGCGCAUUGCAACUGCUGCAGCUCCUCGACAAGCGGUUCUUUGGCAGCGUGAGUCCCAUGGCGACGGAGGACGACGGUGAGUGCCCCCCGACAUCUCGCCUACAGCGACUUCUGUACAAUAAUAACUAUCGAGAUGCAACUCAUUCAGGACAAACAUCAGACAUGUGUUUUCAUUCACUCAAUUGA